AAUAGUAAGCAUGGACACCAUACCGAUAACACCACUCCAAAAGGGGUAGAAAAACAGGACGCCAUCAUGGCCGACCUGCCCGAUAUCGCGGUUUGGUGGCCACAGAAAAUGCCAAGCUAUGAGAAGUCGAUACGAUAGGAUUGAGCCAUGGACGUUGCCGUUGCGAAUGAAAAGGAGGGGAAGCAGGAAGUGGAUGUUGAUGGGGUACCGGUACAAGAGCUGUUGAGGGUUGUGCCUGUGGAUGACAGAAGAAAGACAACACUCUAUAAGGACGCACUGCAAUUGUACAGCGAGGGAAUUGCGGUUGAGAGGGACAUCUUGUUGGGAUCAAAUGGGGGCGCCAAUGAGAAAAGUGAAGCGCCUGGACAUCAAUUGGAUCCAGAAUUCCAACCAGAUGAUGGUAUCAUGGAUCCGCCUCGACUGGUUCGGACUCCCAGGUCUCAACCCAAGUCACUCCCAGGAGCCCAUCGUAUGUAUCCAUUGGGAUACAACAAUCGAGAAGAAGAAACUAUUGAUACUGAUAGCUGGGAGAACAGUCCACCGGCUUCGCUACAGGUUGCCCACGAAGGAGAAGAAGAACAGCCCAUUCAUGAUGCUGAAUUGACAAACAGCAUUUUAGAUUGCUCGUUGGUAUCGGCCAACCUCGUCGAAGAGAACAGCACCGAUUUUCUACCCAGUUUGAAUCUGGUUCGACCAGAUAACUAUGAUGCCGAAGCUGCCAACAGGAGAAAGCAACAAACCAAACAAGUCAAGACCAACAUUCUUCUGGGGAUUCUUGUGGCAGUAGUUGUCACUGUCAUUGUUGUUACCGUCGUGGUGGUACUGUUACCUGGAACAGACAAAGAGGCUUCUGACGAACCAGUGUCAAUGGAAUCAUCCGUCAGUCCUUCCAAGGCACCCUCGUCCUUCCAAGACUACCUGCUUUCUCUGCUCCCAGAGACUACAAUCAACAGUAUCCUACUAGAAAAUGAUGUAGAAUCACCUCAAUCCAUGGCAUUUCAGUGGCUGCAGAAAGACACAGCGGUGAACCUGAAUCUAACAGAUCAGAGAAUACAACAGAGGUUUGCCAUGUCAACACUCUUCUUUGCAACUGGUGGCGAAAAUUGGCAAAGCAACGACAAUUGGCUCAACCACACCAUUCACGAGUGUGAAUGGUACAUGAAACCUGAUUUAGCCUUGCAGGAUACCUUGAAAUGGGUCUAUCCUGGGUAUCUCAAAGACUUCUUCCCCCCUUCCGAACCUCCACCUACGAAAUGUAAUGAUGUUGGCGCGGUGCAGCACUUGUGGUUGGACCAGAACAAUCUUGUUGGCUCAGUGCCAGCAGAACUCUACAUGCUGACGUCGCUCAAGACUCUUUCCAUUGGAUUCGACCGGCUGGUUGGAACCAUAUCCACCCAUGUUGGAGCACUCACUGCUCUGGAAGGGCUCGCGUUUAACCUUAUCUACAAUGCUGGGGCGAUUCCCACCGAAAUUGGUCUACUUACCAACCUAAGAGGCAUUGGAUUGACCGACAACAAUCAUCAAGGGAUCUUGCCCAGUGAACUAUGGCAGCUCACCAACCUCCGAGACCUUAUUCUAUCCCGAAAUCCAGGGUUGAGCGGCAGUAUUCCCACAGAGAUUGGGACUUUGAGCAAGUUGCGGUGGCUCAACUUUGACGAUUGCAACCUUUCGGGCACAAUAGCUACGGAGAUUGGGCAGCUAGAGUCUCUGGAAUGGUUACUCCUGAACGAAAACAGACUCUCAGGCAGUUUCCCCACUGAAGUUGGAAAACUAUCUGCACUCCUGCUCCUUGCUCUGUUUGACAAUGCGCUGGAAGGUACUCUUCCCCCCGAGCUUGGGCACCUUUCCUCCUCGUCAUUGCUCAAUUUGCGAGGGAACCGGUUCGCCGGUGGACUGCCGAGUGAAGUUGGUCUUCUCACCAAUUUGACCAUCUCCCUUGUGCUUCGCAACAACACAUUCACUGGAAUGAUUCCUUCUGAGCUUGGGCUGCUAACAAACUUGCGGGAGAUAUCACUGGAGCACAACAACUUCUCUGGUCACAUUCCAAGUCAGCUUGGGCUGCUCCAGCAAUGGUUCGGCGGAGUAGCACCGCUUCAUACAUUGAACUUGCAAGGGAAUGCAUUAUUGUCAGGGACUGUACCGCCAGCAAUUUGCAACAUUACUGGAGAAUGCAUUCCAAACAGCUUGGACCCAUGCCAAGCGCCGUUUGGCCUGUUGUUUGAUUGUACUGAGAUCCUGUGUGGCUGUGAUUGUCCCUGUGUCUGAGGAAAGACUCUAGGUUGUUGCAGGCAGGAACUGGCAUACGGUAGUGGAAUAAAUCCUAAUUAAAUCCUAAUUCGGGCCAAAGACCACUCCUCUGAGGAAACCCUGUAUCAUACAUGUACUAGAAGCCUCAAAAUUUUAGUUCAUGAUCGGUAGCCACGUGGAUAGCAGGUCACCAAGGACACUGAACUUUGCCCAGCAUAUGCAUUCUUCAAAAGAAUCAAACGAAUCAAGCGAAGCUCCCAACUGAAGCAAUGAUGACACGGUUACUGUGUGGUUAGAGCGGACCCUAUCCUCGGAAAAGCUCGGAAGGCCGGAGUACACAGGAACGUUCGUAAAGUCUACGCUGCCGUGACUUGUACAAACAGUGAGGGGUCUCGGUACCCGUAGCACCUACCGUACGGUGCCCCGUAUUGUACGUCUCUUUUCGGUGACGUUCCGGCAGUAUUACAUGUAUCUCGAAGAAGUGGACUCGACUCCAAACUAACUGUUUUCUCUCAUGUCUUCAUCAAGAACUGUGAACGAUGAGCGAGCAAUGCUUCACUAUGGCAACGCUACCGAAGGUACCAUUUCUUUUGCGAGGCAAUUGUCCCAGCGGCAAAAGUGCGCUCCAUGGCAAGCCCCCACCAAUCUGAUCUCGUUGUCAAGCUAUGCUUUAUUUUAAAUGGAUUGUCAUUUCAUCAUUCGGGGAGGCUUGGCCCAGACGACGCUUUCAUGUUUGCCUCCAUUUCCAUUACCACCAAACCCAGGCUGACAAAUGGAGGAGGUUCCUUGCACAGCAAUUAUCACAAGUUCACCAUUCGACAGAUUGGUAAUAACCAUGUCCAUAGAUCUA
Seminavis robusta is the source of this 3097-nucleotide messenger RNA. NCBI's taxonomy places the organism in Eukaryota, Bacillariophyta, Bacillariophyceae, Naviculales, Naviculaceae. The record is from the annotation of a GenBank genome assembly.